Molecule: messenger RNA, 4262 nt
Organism: Pygocentrus nattereri (red-bellied piranha)
Lineage: Eukaryota; Metazoa; Chordata; Actinopteri; Characiformes; Serrasalmidae
Product: nucleolar protein dao-5
Exons: 18
Coding region: 302-3703 (1133 amino acids)
Source: RefSeq, a predicted model, not a curated record
AAAGAAGAACUCGCUGAUGGGCGGGAGAAUAUGUUUUGUUUUUGUUUUGGGCUCGGCGGAAACGAAUUUAAUGUAAAUGUAAAGAAUUUGUGAAACGUCUCUAAAUUUUAUCAAUAUGAAAAUGUUACGUUUUCUGUUUUUGGCUAAUGAAACGUUAACGCUCAGUUGUUAAGAAUUUCCAGAAUUAAAAAGUGGCGGACUCUCCAGCGAAUGCUAACUCGGCUCGGCCACACGCCCAGUGAAUAGUUAGCUUAGCUGGCUAACGGCUCGGCUGUUUUGUCUUUUCGCUCCUUCUCACGAAAUGGACCGCAAGAUGAUGCACUUGGGGAGAGCAAAGAAGCAACUUCGUUACUUCCAGACGGACGAAAAGACUUCAUGUUCACUGAAGAUCAAAGACGUCUUCUCGCUGAAUGACCUUGACAAUAUUUUUGAUGAUUUAGAUUCUGGGUCUGACUCAGCAAUGCCUCAGCUAUCACUGUUGCCCAAGAGUGAUAAGAUUGUGGAACAUGGGAAAGAAGACAGCUCACCAGAUCUCAAGAUAUCCUCUCCUUUUGGUGCAGAGGAGCCAGAGGCUUUGGCACCAGAAAAUCCCAUUCAGGAAGACCAUUUAAAUGGCAAAGAGAGCCCUUUUAAGGAGAUUGCUCCUAUUAAGACAUCCAGCCCUAUAGACCUAUUACCAGCUGAGGAUGGAGCAGGAGAUAUAGAAAGGCCAGAAACCUCUCCAAUACUCUUCGGUGUUGAGGAUGAAGAGCCAGUUAGACAUGACUUCAGCAAAUCUCUGCCGAAUCAGAGAUCUGAAUCCAGAGAGGAGUUUCUUAAAGGGGGCAAUGAAUCACUUGUUUCUCCACCGACUCGGUUGGAGUUUGGAAAGCCAGCAACACAGGAUGUUGUUUCUGUAACAAGAUGUAUGCCUGCACAGUCUUCCAAUACAACAUCCCAAGAGUGCCAAACUUCAGCACCAGAAGCAAGAGAAGAGUCACAAAUAGAUGGAAGCCCAAGUCUGUUGUUUCCUGUUUCGGCUCAGAACAGUCAUUCUGAACCUCUUCUGAAGGAGCAGUCUAAGAACCAGGUCCCAGAAGUGAAAUUAGAUGUGGAGGUCAAGGAAUCAUCUUUCCAGCAGAAGCUAAGAAAUGCUUUUAAGCCCAAAACCUUAUGGAAACAAGAAGCACGGAAACCACAAGCUCGUGCUCUUUCACCACUUGAACUCGAGGAUGAUUUCAUGAUACUGGAAGAUGAUGCUCCAAUUUUAUUUACCAUUCCAAAGAAGGCUAACAGUAGUCAGAAAGAAAAACAUGCAUUAGAAUGUGUGUCUGCAAAGCCAGAUGAUAAAAAAUCACCAUCUCAGGCUGAAUCAGCUGCUCCAAAGCUGGAAGAUGAACCUGGUACUGCAAAAACAAAGAAAACAAAGGGAAAGCAUGGAAAUACUUACAGUAAGGGUGAUAAAAACACCAUGACUCAAGCAACUGUAGAGGAGAGGAAUGAGCCUUUAAUGGAAGUGGAAGAAGUGGUGGGAGAUUGUGAGCCCUCUUCUGUUCCAGAGGUUAACCAAGAUGCUGAUUUACCUGAUACAGGUAAAUGGAGAAGAAACAACAAAGCACAUAUUAAGCUUGGCAAGAAAAAUGGAAAAAAUUAUGAUCAGGCCAUAAUCCCAGUUGAAGAGCCUGCAUCUAAAAGGAAGAAACCUGCCAAAAUAACUGGUGAUACCAAUAAUGCGCAAGAAGAACAUGCAUCAAAUGCAAAAAAGAAACCUAACAAGGCAAAAUCUAUUGUAAAAGGCGGUAUACCAGAGGGUUCAGCAAAAUUAGAUAAGCAAAUUAAUGACGAUGCUGCCUUGACAGACAAACAAGUGCCUAAACAGCAAGAGCAGGAAGAUAAGCUUCACAAGACCAACGAGCCACUUCUACAGCCUACAGAGCAACCUGAUGUGCAAAGCACAGCUCCAAUUAAGAAAGCAGACAAACGGCCUGCAUCGAAGCGAGGUACUUCGAAAAUGGUCAAGAAGGUGCAGAAGACAAAAGAAUGUAUAAAAGUAAAGGAGAUUCCAGUGCCUGAAUCUGAUGUUUCUGCAGAGGGGUCUGUGACUGCCAAGAGGAAGAGGAAACCACCUGGAGAGUGGUGGCUAACCACUGGCAAACAAAAUGAAGGCAACACACAGGUGCAAGAGGUGGCAGUUCAGGAGUCAUUGCAAGUUCAAAAAUCCAAUGUGAAAAGGAAAAGAAAAGAAACACGAGCUAUAUCAGCACAGAGUACUGAGGAGCAGGAGAGCCACAGUAAGACAAUCAAGCAUGUGACUCUUCAGAAAGUGGGGGAAAAAGUCAAGAAAUCUAAUAAUUCCACAAGUGACCAGAAAAACCCCAAAGUAGCAGGUGCCACACAAAAAACAAAGUCAGCAGCUUCAACCCAACGUCAAAUUCAGUCGAAGACACCAGCUCCUUCAGUUGGAGAGGCAGUUCACGAGGAUGUUGAACAAGUCAGCUCAAAAGCAUGUGGUCCUCCUAGACGGCAGACCCUUUCUUCAGGAGAAAAAAGGGUGUUUGAAAAGCUCUACACAACGGACAGUCAGUAUGGAUCUACCCAGAAACAUCCCCCGUCUGCACUUCAUCAACCAGAGAGUCUUCCAGUGAAACGACAGAGAAAACCCCCCUGCAACUGGUGGGAGGUGCCUCAGUCUCGGGGAUCUGUUGAAAGCUCUCUGUCACCACCAAGCUCUUCUCCACGAAAGUCCAAAGCACAGACGGCCCUUCCCUGUAAUGUAUUUGAUAAAGUAGCCAAUGUAGUCAGUUCACAAAAGACAGUGGUUCGUGCUCAGAAAAAAAAUAAAAUAAACACGAUCCAUACUCCAAAAUCUGCCAAAAGCUCUUUGGCUACAUUUAAAGCCAUAUUGGCCUCUGGAAAACCAGAGUCUUCGACAAUGAGGGGUUUUGAAAGGAGACACAAGGGCCGCAGAAACUUACUCCACUCUCUUGAAGAUCAGUCAGAGCAGUCAAGUGAGAACAUCCUCAGUGAUCAACAGCAUGGAAGCAGCCAUGCUACCUUUGAUGUUCAUCCAAGUGGUGCUAUCAUGGAUUCUUUUAAGGCCAGAAAGACAGCUGAUGCUAGAUUAUCAGAUGGAUCCAACAGAGCUUCUAGUGGAAUUGGUUUCAAAAGUGGCCCUUCAUCAAUGAUUGAGCUUGAGCGGUUUGAAGAGACUGAGGAUUCCGACUUGCCAUCUUCAAGGAUAGUCCCUUGCAUUCGGCACGUACCUCGCGUCCUGUUGGACUGUGAUCUGUGUGGCCCUCCACUGCGGCCCAUUGUCCUAGAACGUGAAGACUGGGACAACCUCUGUAUUUGGUUUGCUCACUUAUGGCCUUCCUCUUCAAAAGAAGGCAAGGUGUUUAGCGUGAUUAGCCCAGACGAUUUCCACUGGUACUCCCAUGGUGGAAGAGCUAUGGGUCAUAUGGUUGACCUUCAGAACAGUACAUUCUCAAAUGGCAAGAUUUUGUUGGGCUCAUAUAUGAAGAAACCUCUGCAGGUGGAUCUUCAUGCAGUAACAGUAUUUAAUGUUGCGUCAAGUUGUGUGAGGGUGGAAAUUGAUGGCGUCAAGAUGGUCUACAACUCGGGGGAAACAUUUAUGACACCUUGUGGGAAAUUUUACAGCAUUCACAACAUCUGCCGUGAACCUGCUGUACUGUGGUACCACAGGAUGUUACCAAAUGGUACAUGAAGCCAGUGGAAACAAACGAGUGGAUGGGAGGCACUGAUCAUGCCCUUUGGUACAUGUGUUUGUAGAUAUUUAAAAAAAAAAAGAAAAAAGUAAAGGCAUACCAAUGUUCUGUCAUCAGCAUGUAGAUAUAUUACUGUUUUAAAGGCAUAUGGACAUAGUAGUGCCAAAAAAACUGCUAUUGCCUUUGGCAAAUUUUGUUUGUAGUUUUAUGUAAAUAGUAUUGUGGAAAAAUGUAAAAAACUGAAUCUCAUUGACUCUGUUUUCGGGGGGGAAAAUGCCAUUUUUAUAAGCUUGUUAUUUAAAGUAAUGUGUACUGUCAAGUCUUUGAUAUGUGACAGAUAUCAGUGUAAAAUUAGAUGCCCCCUUAUAAGUGUUUAAAAUAAACUGCAAGUUGUCAGUAGGGGGCAACAUAUCAUUGUGUAUGCCUGCCUCUGUUCUUGCUUUAAAAAAAAAUAGCCAGUACCUGUCUGAAGAUGUGAGAUGCUGGAACUUUGUCAGCAUUUGUUUUUAUACACAGCAGUAGACAAACCUCAAUAAACUGACGGCAUUAUCCUGUGAA